Messenger RNA from Branchiostoma belcheri (Belcher's lancelet), 3141 nucleotides. Its product is annotated as epidermal growth factor receptor kinase substrate 8-like. Bases 167 to 2668 code for a protein of 833 amino acids. Gene Ontology annotation, molecular function: actin binding. The transcript is spliced from 14 exons. Gene Ontology annotation, biological process: Rho protein signal transduction; positive regulation of ruffle assembly; regulation of Rho protein signal transduction. NCBI's taxonomy places the organism in Eukaryota, Metazoa, Chordata, Leptocardii, Amphioxiformes, Branchiostomatidae. The record is from RefSeq and is a predicted model, not a curated record. Gene Ontology annotation, cellular component: vesicle; ruffle membrane; plasma membrane.
AAUAAUGGAGCUCAACCCUGCAAACCGGUUGUUCAGGCUAUGUCUGUGUGCGAACUAAAAUAUUCACACUAAGGACACUGCUAACAAGACACCGCUACAAGGCCCUGCUCCAUAAAAUUUGCUGUUUGCGUCUUUGCAUUUGGUGUGUAGACUAGCGGAACCGGAUAUGACGAAUGACGACUCGUCCGUCUAUUACGACGAGUAUCUAAACAGGCCGGUUUUGGACGAGCUCCAAUCCGAGGCGGACCUGGAGUUUUCUGGCCCGAUUCGGGGACGCCGUGACUCUAUAGGUAUGAUAUCAGAAGGUAGAGGCGCGAGGGAUGUUUACGAGCGUAGAAAACAAAUGGCGACAUAUGGGGAUAGUCAACUGACAAGGUCUACUCAGUAUCCUGUCAAGCAUUUAAUGACCAUUCCUGUCGACCGAGGCAAAGAGGAAGAAUCCGUUCAAGAUGCACUUCUUCGCCUGGACCGCAUGGAGGCGCGCGGAGAACUCUGGAUCCAGGACGCCGUUCUUGACGUCGGCGAUGACGUCAGACUCGUGGACCAGGGAACGGGAGAACUGUUAGAGAAUCUCGAUCCCAGGUUCAUCCAGAUGAACCGUUCCCAGCGCGGGCCGGGCAGUCUGUCGGACCUGUUCCUCCUGGUGUACCAGAGCCCGGACUCCAGGAAGGAAGAGCUCUUCGUCUUCCAGUGCGACGAAUAUCCCUCAGACGUCCUCAACAACGAGAUAUCUAAAGUCAUGGACAGGCCUGACUUGAAUGGGUACGAUAUGGCGCCUCUACGGAACUCCCUGCCAGCGAUCCAACCCCGCGCUCCAUCCGUACGGGAUGAUGACCUCCCCCCGCUCACCAUCGCUGGUCCUCCCGCAGCCAUCAUCCCCUACUACCCGCCCUCUCGUCCCACGGAGACCAGCUACGUUUCAAAGAGUUUCGGGCCGCCGGUGUCCGCCGUGUCGCAACCCUACGUCGCCGCCGAACCACCAAUCCCCGUGCAGGACGUGACCCACCAGUACCGUUACUAUGACGACGCGAACAAAGAGAUUGUAAACGUGGUGCACCUGGACUCCGCGCCAAAGGCCAAGACCAAGGACGAGUUCCUGACCGACCGUUACGUCGACAUUUUGAAUCACGUCAUCGAUGAGAUCGAGGCGUUCUCGCUAGAUCUGGACCAGAUGUUCUACAUGCCGCGCCCAGAGGCCGGACCGUACGGCAGGGGGAGGAGCAAGAAGAGGAAACGGGGGAAGAAAGGACAGGUCCAAUAUGUGGCCCCUCCACCUCCCAUGACCCCGGCCCCCAACACCCAUGACUAUGCUGACGUCCUGGGAAAGUUUAAGUACGCUUUUAACCUAGCGACUCGCGUCAGAGCCUACAUCAGGAACCCCAAUGCAGCGGAGCUGAUCCACAUGUUGUUCGGGAUGUUACGGCGAGUGGUGCAGACGUGUCCGGACCCUGACCUCCCCCGCCAGGUGGUAUCGCCCCUGCUGACGUUAGACGCCGUCAGACUCAUCCCCUCCGCCACCAUCACAGAGGACGUCACCUUUUGGAGGUCACUCGGACCAGCAUGGACAACACCCAGGGAAGAAUGGCCGUACGAUGAGUACGUCCCGCCGUACUUGCCGAGGUUCCGGGACGGCUGGGCGCCCGCGCAGGUCGCCGACGAGAUCAACCUGCCGAUCCACCCGGACCUGCCGUCCGUGGGCGCCACUCACACGGCAAGGGUCGUCCCCAAGGCAGCGGAGAGCAGCAUGCAACGAGCAGCGUCCCUCGACAGACUGGACCAGCUAGACGCCCAGCCUGAACAGUUACCAGUUAGUGAGCCGUUUGAACAGAACGGCUACCGGAUUGAGGAUGACCAGACGUCGAUGGCAACCACAAACACACAAAGGUAUCGCUCGGUCUCCGCGUCCCGACAAGGUUCCCGCCACGGUACCCGCGGGCCCCACUGUAAGGCCCGGGUGUCGUUUGACGCGCGCAACUCCCACGAGCUCAGCAUCGUCAAGGGGGAGAAGUUAGAGAUCAGGGACGCCUCACGGCAGCGGUGGUGGCGCGUACGGAACAGGGCAGGGGACGAGGGCUUCGUCCCGUCAAGUUUCAUCGACCUAGGAGAUGGGACGAGUAGGGCCGCCAGCGUAGCGAGCAGUGUACGGGCGCGGUCCAGUCACGGUCGGAGCCGCAGUCGGAGCCGGAGCCGUAAGCGGGCCCCGUCCGUGCCCCGUGAGGCGGUGGGGACGUACUCAGUCCCACCGUCCGAAGCAGAAGCCCUCAGUGUACGAUCCCGAAGACGACGCAAAAGCGGGGAUAAACGGUCGAGAUCACGGUCGGAAGGGAAGAGACGAUCACGGUCGUCGAAAUCACGUUCUGGAUCGCGACGCAGAUCGAGGAGCAGGAGCAGGGGGACUCAGGUUGACGAGCCAGGACCAGUGACGCAUGAUGACGAUGAUGAUGAGGGCCUGACGUAUGACUCCUCCCCGGAUGACGUGCGGCUGUGGCUGAAGAAGAACGGCUUCAGUCGUAACGCUAUGGACUACCUCGGAGUUCUGACGGGCACGCAGCUCUUCAGCCUCACCAAGGCGGAGCUGCAGCUGGUGUGCGGGGAGGAAGGCGGGAAGGUGUAUGAAGCCAUGACACACGUCAAGUCUAAAAUACAGGGUGGCAAGACUAGACAUUAAAGUUUUCUCGCCUUUAUCUAUUUUAUUAGGUAGCCUGGGUGCCAGACCCACAGCACACUAGGCUCAAAGUUUUCCAGUGUUUAGUGUGCUGCCCCGGUAUCCAGGCUAAGUCCCUGUCACACAUUCAGGACUUUCCCAGACCUUAUCCACGACCACCAGCCAAGGUUGGCUGAAGUUCGAGAACAUUCUGAUCAUAUUAAGGCCACCCCUACCUUUUCAUACGAAUUGAAAGCAAAUUUGAGUAAAUUUUAGUCAAAUUUGACCCCCAAACACUGCUGACCUACUCCCGAUAGCCGAAGACCAGCCAACCACCAGCCAACCAUGGUCGAACCUCCCAUCCACACCCAAAUGUUGUAAAUAGUUUAAAAGCCGAACAGUAGUCGACUUUGCCGAGCACCAACCGACCGACGACGUUUUAUUGAGGUUAUAUUCGGCUUUGUGUGACAGGGGCUUAAAGGCAUCCAAUGCAGUUU